Messenger RNA from Paramormyrops kingsleyae, 693 nucleotides. RefSeq names its product mitochondrial ribosomal protein L49 (gene mrpl49). The record is from RefSeq and is a predicted model, not a curated record. Lineage: Eukaryota; Metazoa; Chordata; Actinopteri; Osteoglossiformes; Mormyridae. Gene Ontology annotation, cellular component: ribosome; mitochondrial large ribosomal subunit. Gene Ontology annotation, biological process: translation. Gene Ontology annotation, molecular function: structural constituent of ribosome.
CUUCCUGCUCGGUGUUUGGGGUCCAACAUGUCGGCGUCUGUAGUAAACAUGCUCACACGAAUGUGUGCGACGAUCAAACCAGCUUACGUGUGGUUAAGCCCCGUUGGCGUUGUACCGAGUGCGAUGGGGCGCUUACGGAUGGCUAGCAGCAGUACUGCGGAACAAAAAUGUGCAGUUGUGGAGUCAACAGAGGAAUACAAAUAUGUAGAGCGACUGAUCCCGCCCACUAAGAUUCCGACUCCACCUCUUCAUGAUGGCCCCGCCCCCUCUGGAUGGAGGCCUCCAUCAGCAGUUACUCCAGAUCUGCCUUACAUGGUCCGCCGCUCCCGCCUGCACAAUGUGCCGGUCUACACAGACCUCACGCAUGGCAACCGGAAGACAACGCUGCUGCGCAAGAUUGAGGGCGACAUCUGGGCCUUGGAGAAUGAUGUUAAGGAGUAUCUGGUACAGCUGACUGGCAAAAUCCCGCUCACGCAAGUCAACGAGGUCACCAUGAGCAUUCGGAUCAAAGGACACUUUGACAAGGAGCUGAAGGAAUGGUUGUUGGAGAAAGGGUUCUGAGGACAGCAUUUCUGAAGAUGCAGAAGACGAAUGAAAAUUCUUAUGGGACUUUUUUUUGUAAAUAAUAAUACUGUGUUUAUCAUUUCUGGAAAAGCUUAUUGCUUGAUUAAAACAAGCCUUUUUAAAUCUGGA